AUGGGCCAGCGGAAUCUGCAGCUGCAAAGAAGAAAAAAAAAGAAGAAGGAAAAAGAAAAGGAGAAAAAGGCAGCAGCUGCUGCAGCUGCAGUCGAGGAUAAACAGAAAGAGACCAAAGCCGAGGAAAGUAAAUUGGCUGGGAAGAAAGUUCCAAAGCAUGUUAGAGAGCUGCAGGAGCGACUUGCCAAACAGAGGGAAGCUGAGGAGAAGAAAAAACGGGAAGAAGAGGAGCGAUUGAGGAAAGAAGAGGAGGAAAGGCUUUGGAAGGAAGAGGAGGAAAGGAUAGCAAACGAGAAAAAGCGCUUAAAGAAAGAAAGAGAGAAGGAGAAGCUUCUGAAGAAAAAGCAAGAAGGGAAUCUUCUCACUGGGAAGCAGAAGGAAGAAGCUCGUAGGCUAGAGUCAAUGAGGAAGCAAAUACUAGCUAAUGCUAACUUGCAAAUAUUCACAGGAGAAACUGUUGGGGCACCUGCCAAACGACCUCUAUAUCAGAAGAAAAAGCAAAUGCCGGUAGCUCAAUCAAACGGAGCAGCCACAUCAGACAGUGUUGACAGUGCAGUUUCAGAGGAGAACCAGCAAGAAAUUGUAUCCAGACUGGAUACCGUGGAAAGCGAGAAUGUUGAGGACGUUACUUCAGCGACAGUAAAGGAUAAAAAUUAUGGUUCUGAUGUAGUUCAAGAGAAUGUAGUGGAUGAGGAGGAAGAAGAAGAUGAUGACGAAGAAUGGGAUGCUAAAAGCUGGGAUGAUGCUGAUCUGAAAUUGCCAGGAAAAAGUGCAUUUGCUGAUGAAGAAGUUGACUCCGAGCCUGAACCUUUGCCCAAGAAAGAGAUAAAGAGUGCACGUACUUCAACUCGAGAUGUUGAGGUACCGCACGUUGCAGCCAAGACAGUUGGUAUACCUGCGAAUGUUGCUUCAGUGAUUCCACGGAGAUCUGAGAAUGUGGACGUUAGAAAAAAGAACUCUAAGGCUGAGGAUGCCCACAGGAACAAUAAUAAGGUUCCUGUUCUUGAGAAGGACAAAAAAGAAGUUCUUGACAAGAGAGAGGAACGUCAAAAGUCAGAUAAUCAGCCUGCCCCGAGUGAGCAGAAUUUGCGGUCCCCAAUUUGCUGUAUUAUGGGCCAUGUUGAUUCUGGUAAGACAACAUUGCUUGAUUGCAUAAGAGGUACUAAUGUCCAAGAAGGUGAGGCUGGUGGGAUUACACAGCAAAUUGGAGCAACCUAUUUCCCUGCUGAGAACAUUCGUGAGAGAAUGAAGGAACUCAAAGCUGAUGUAAGGCUGAAUGUCCCAGGUCUAUUGGUGAUUGAUACACCUGGUCAUGCAUCCUUUACUAAUCUGCGUUCCAGAGGGUCAGGGUUAUGUGAUCUUGCAAUUUUGGUGGUUGAUACAAUGCAUGGGCUGAAACCACAAACCAUUGAAUCUCUCAAUCUAUUGAAGAUGAGAAAUACUGAUUUCAUAAUAGCCUUGAAUAAAGUGGACAGAUUCUAUGGAUGGAAAACAUGCCGCAAUGCACCGAUACGGAAAGCAAUGGAGCAACAGACAAGAGAUGUUGAUAUUGACUUUAGUCAUCGGCUUAACGCGGUUAAAGAUCAGUUACAGAUUCAAGGUCUAAAUACUGAGUUGUAUUACAAUAUCGAAAAAAUGGGUGAAACAGUCAGCAUCGUCCCCACUAGUGCUAAAAGUGGUGAAGGUGUCCCUGACUUGCUGUUCGUGCUUAUUAAAAAAAUGGCACAGAAGAAAAUGAAUAAAAGACUUACAUACAGUAGUGAAGUGCAGUGUACUGUCUUGGAGGUCAAAUUUAUUGAAGGAAAAGGGACAACAAUUGAUGUGGUUCUGGUGAAUGGUGUGCUUCAUGAAGGAGAUCGAAUAGUUGUUUGUGGCUUGCAGGGACCAAUUGAGACCACAAUUAGAGCCUUAUUAACACCACAUCCGAUGAAGGAGCUCCGAGUGAAGGGGUCUUAUUUGCGUCAUAAAGAAAUCAAGGCUGCGCAGGGUAUCAAGAUCACAGCCCAGGGCCUUGAGCAUACAAUUGCAGGGACCAGUCUUUAUGUUGUGGGGCCACAUGAUGAUUUGGAAGACAUCAAAGAAGCAGCUGUGGAAGAUAUGAAGUCAGUAAUGAGUAGAAUUGACAUAAGUGGUGAGGGGGUCUAUGUUCAAGCGUCUACUCUUGGGUCGUUAGAAGCAUUGCUGGAGUUCUUGAAGACUCCGGUAGUUAAUAUACCUGUCAGUGGCAUAAGCAUAGGGCCAGUACACAAGAAAGAUGUAAUGAAGGCGAGUGUGAUGCUUGAGAAGAAAAAAGAAUAUGGGACAAUAUUGGCUUUUGAUGUUAAAGUAACCCAAGAAGCUCGGGAGCUAGCUGAUGAGCUUGGUGUAAAGAUAUUUAUUGCGGACAUUAUUUACCACUUAUUCGAUCGAUUUAAUGCUUACAUUGUUAAUCUCAAGGAAGAGAGGAAGGAAGAGGCUUCUGACGAAGCAGUUUUUCCAUGUGUCCUCAAGAUAAUGCCAAAUUGUGUGUUCAACAAGAAGAAUCCCAUUCUCUUGGGAGUUGAUGUCCUUGAAGGCACAGUGAAGGUUCGGACUCCUAUAUGUGUUCCUCAAAAAGAUUUCCUUGAAAUUGGUCGGAUAGUUUCUAUUGAGAAUAAUAACAAGCGACUUGAUUAUGCCAAGAAGGGCCAGAAGGUGUCCAUUAAGAUUACUGGCACCAAUCCUGAGGAACAGCAGAAGAUGUUUGGCAGGCAUUUCGAGAUGGAGGAUGAGCUUGUGAGCAAAAUCAGUAGAAGCUCACUCGACGCUGUCAACGAAAAUUACAAGGAUGAUUUGUCUACUGAAGAGCAAGAGCUAUUGUCUAAACUGGAAAAGCUCUUCAAGAUAACGUGA
Molecule: messenger RNA, 2871 nt
Organism: Striga hermonthica
Lineage: Eukaryota; Viridiplantae; Streptophyta; Magnoliopsida; Lamiales; Orobanchaceae
Source: the annotation of a GenBank genome assembly